Messenger RNA from Erinaceus europaeus (western European hedgehog), 6077 nucleotides. It is a transcript of the gene FNDC3A, whose product is annotated as fibronectin type III domain containing 3A. The transcript is spliced from 26 exons. Lineage: Eukaryota; Metazoa; Chordata; Mammalia; Eulipotyphla; Erinaceidae. Bases 180 to 3773 code for a protein of 1197 amino acids. The record is from RefSeq and is a predicted model, not a curated record. Gene Ontology annotation, molecular function: protein binding.
CCUCUCUGCCGGGAAACCACGCCGACAGCGCCGGCGGCCCGGGAGCUGGCUCCGCCGCUGAGAGGGCAGGACGCUCGGGAGCGCGGGGAGCGGCGCCGCGGGAGCCGCCCUCCUCUGCCUCGGAGCGGCGGGACGCGGAGAGUUGAAGGGUUACCUGGUACAUUAAUGUCUUAUUGAUAAUGGCAGAACAUCCACCACUGCUGGACACAACUCAGAUUUUAAGUAGUGAUAUUUCUCUUCUGUCUGCCCCUAUUGUAAGUGCAGAUGGAACACAACAGGUUAUUCUGGUACAAGUUAACCCAGGGGAAGCAUUUACAAUAAGAAGAGAAGAUGGACAGUUUCAGUGCAUUACAGGCCCUGCUCAGGUUCCAAUGAUGUCCCCAAAUGGUUCUGUGCCUCCUAUUUAUGUGCCUCCUGGAUAUGCCCCACAGGUUAUUGAAGACAAUGGCGUUCGGAGAGUAGUUGUGGUUCCUCAGGCACCCGAGUUUCAUCCUGGUGGUCACACUGUCAUACACCGUUCUCCACACCCUCCACUGCCUGGAUUCAUUCCUGUCCCAACCAUGAUACCCCCUCCACCACGCCAUAUGUACUCACCAGUGACUGGAGCUGGAGACAUGGCAACACAAUAUAUGCCACAGUAUCAGUCUUCACAAGUAUAUGGAGAUGUGGAUACUCACUCUACACAUGGAAGGUCCAACUUUAGAGAUGAACGAUCGAGUAAAACAUACGAACGCUUACAAAAGAAAUUAAAGGAUCGCCAAGGAACACAGAAAGAUAAAAUGAACAGUCCACCAUCAUCACCCCAAAAAUGUCCUUCUCCCAUAAAUGAACACGAUGGACUAUUAAAAGGACAAAAUGCUAGCAGCAUGAACACAGGCUCAGCAAAAAACAAGUCAGGGAAAGGGAAAGGUGGCACACAAAUUAGUACAGAAAUUGAAGAAAAAGAUGAAGAAACUAAAGCUCUUGAAGCACUUCUUUCCAACAUUGUCAAACCUGUGGCCUCAGACAUCCAGGCAAGGACAGUAGCACUUAGCUGGUCACCACCUCCCAGCUUCAUUAAUGGCGAGACAGAUGAGACUACAGUACCAGAGCCAUACAGUUAUGAAAUCCUAAUCUCAAGUACUGGAAAAGAUGGGAAAUAUAAAAGUGUUUAUGUUGGAGAAGAAACAAGCAUCACUUUAAAUGAUCUCAAACCAGCUACGGAUUACUAUGCAAAAGUCCAAGCAGAAUCUAAUACUAUAAAGGGAACCCCUUCAGAAGCUGAAAGCUUUACCACCUUGAGCUGUGAACCUGACAUACCUAAUCCACCAAGGAUAGCCAAUCGGACCAAAAAUUCACUUACUUUGCAAUGGAGGGCUCCUAGUGACAAUGGCUCUAAAAUUCAAAGCUUUGUUUUAGAAUGGGAUGAGGGAAAAGGAAAUGGAGAAUUCUGUCACUGCUACGUGGGUUCACAGAAGCAAUUUAAAAUUACUAAACUGUCACCAGCAAUGGGUUGUAAAUUUAGACUCUCUGCCAAAAAUGACUAUGGUACAAGCGGUUCUAGUGAAGAAGUCUUAUAUUAUACCUCAGGCUGUGCUCCUUCAAUGCCAGCAAGUCCUGUAUUAACUAAGGCAGGAGUUACCUGGCUCUCCUUACAAUGGAGCAAACCCUCAGGAACACCAUCAGAUGAGGGGAUUGCUUACAUUUUAGAGAUGGAGGAAGAAACUUCAGGAUAUGGUUUUAAGCCUAAAUAUGAUGGAGAAGAUCUUGCAUACACAGUGAAAAAUCUCAGACGUAGUACAAAGUAUAAGUUCAAGGUUAUUGCUUAUAAUUCAGAAGGUAAAAGUAAUCCAAGUGAAAUAGUAGAAUUUACUACGUGCCCUGAUAAGCCAGGAGUUCCUGUAAAGCCGUCAGUUAAAGGAAAGAUUCAUUCACACAGUUUUAAAAUAACAUGGGACCCACCAAAAGAUAAUGGAGGGGCAGCCAUCAAUAAAUAUGUAGUGGAGAUGGCAGAUGGUCCUAAUGGAAAUAAAUGGGAUAUGAUAUACAGUGGCUCUACUAGGGAACAUCUUUGUGAUAAACUAAAUCCAGGCUCUUUCUAUCGCUUGCGGGUUUACUGCAUCAGUGAUGGAGGACAGAGUGCGGUAUCUGAAUCUUUGCUUGUGCAGACUCCAGCUGUGCCUCCUGGCCCUUGCCUUCCUCCCAGAUUACAGGGUAGACCCAAAGCAAGAGAAAUACAGUUACGAUGGGGACCCCCUCUGGUUGAUGGUGGAUCACACAUUUCCUGCUAUGGUGUGGAAAUGUCUCCUAUAGAAAAAGAUGAACCCAGAGAAGUUUACCAAGGUUCUGAAGUUGAAUGUACAGUGAACAACCUUCUUCCUGGAAAGACUUAUAGCUUCAGACUGAGGGCAGCUAACAGAAUGGGGUUUGGACCAUUUUCAGAAAAAUGUGAUAUCACUACUGCUCCUGGGCCACCGGAUCAAUGCAAGUCCCCUCAAGUGACAUGUAGAUCUGCAACUUGUGCACAAGUGAAUUGGGAGGUUCCUUUGAGUAAUGGAACUGAUGUUACUGAAUACCGGUUGGAGUGGGGUGGAGUUGAAGGAAGUAUGCAGAUAUGUUACUGUGGGCCUGGUCUUAGUUGUGAAUUAAAAGGACUUUCACCAGCAACUACCUAUUAUUGCAGAGUUCAGGCUCUAAGUAUUGUGGGUGCAGGUCCCUUCAGUGAAGUGGUAGCCUGUGUGACUCCACCAUCAGCUCCUGCUAUUGUAACUUGUCUUCAAGAAAUAAGUGAUGACGAUAUUGAAAAUCCCCACUACUCACCUUCUACAUGCCUUGCCAUAAGCUGGGGAAAGCCUUGUGACCAUGGAUCAGAAAUCCUUGCCUACAGCAUAGACUUUGGGGAGAAACAACCUUUGACAGUAGGCAAGGUUACAAGCUGUGUUAUAGACAAUUUGCAGCCAGAUACAACAUACAGAGUGCGAAUUCAAGCCUUGAAUAGCCUUGGAGCUGGUCCUUUCAGUCACAUGAUAAAAUUGAAAACCAAGCCCUUCCCUCCUGAUCCACCUCGACUGGAAUGUGUUGCCUUCAGCCACCAGAACCUUAAGCUGAAAUGGGGAGAAGGGACCCCCAAAACAUUAACAGAUUCUAUUCAGUAUCACCUUCAAAUGGAGGAUAAGAAUGGAAGGUUUGUAUCCUUGUACAGAGGACCAUGUCAUACAUACAAAGUACAAAGACUUAAUGAAUCAACAUCCUAUAAGUUCUGUAUUCAAGCUUGUAAUGAAGCUGGGGAAGGUCCUCUCUCCCAAGAGUAUAUUUUCACUACUCCAAAAUCUGUCCCAGCUGCCUUGAAAGCCCCCAAAAUAGAAAAAAUAAAUGAUCACAUUUGUGAAAUUACAUGGGAAUGUUUACAGCCAAUGAAAGGUGAUCCAGUUAUUUACAGUCUGCAAGUUAUGGUGGGAAAAGAUUCAGAAUUCAAACAGAUUUACAAAGGUCCCGACUCUUCCUUUCGGUAUUCAAGCUUUCAGCUGAACUGUGAGUAUCGUUUUCGUGUGUGUGCCAUUCGCCAGUGCCAAGACCCUGUGGGACAUCAGGACUUAGUGGGUCCCUACAGCACCACAGUGUUUUUCAUCUCUCAGAGGACUGAGCCACCAGCCAGCACCAACAGAGACACUGUGGAAAGUACAAGGACCCGGCGGGCACUCAGUGACGAGCAGUGUGCGGCAGUCAUCCUUGUGUUGUUUGCUUUCUUUUCCAUUUUGAUUGCCUUUAUUAUUCAGUACUUUGUAAUCAAGUGAAGCUAUGACUUUAUUUUUAAUACUGUAUCGCAUUUAUUUUGUCAUGUACUAAAAUUAUUUCUGUAUUGCUUUUAUGAAAACAGUGGCAUUUAGCACUGGCAUUGAGUAUAUAGCACAUCAUUUUUUGCCAUUUUCAGUGCUUAUGUUGUUAGAUAGAGGCUGGCACCCUAUUUAAAUGCAAGCCACAGAAAUAGCAAUUUUUUAUCUUUUCAGUUGGGACUUUUUUUUUUCUUUUUUUCUUUCUUGACAUGCCUUCUUAUAAAACAAAACUUUCUAAGAGGCAACAGUAUAUGAUUGAUAAUUUGACCAGUCAGCAUGAGUGUGACAGUGAUAACCUGAUCUGUUUGUUUUACUAUAUCUGUAUACCACCAAGUGAAAAAUUCAGAAUGAUUAAAACUUACACUAACAUGCUAUAUAAAAAGGUUAAAGUCUGAUGCUGUGAAAGCAAUCUAGUGCUAUAUUUCUACCUCCUCAUUUGUCUUAAUUAUUUGGUAAGUUGGAUUAUGAUGAAUAACUGGAGGAACUUGGCAAACAAAAACUGGAUGAAAAAUAUACAUGGGGGGGAAAGUUUAUUUGAUAAAUGUGGAGUUCUUCAUUAAAAGUAUUCAUGAGUUCACAGAUAAGUCACCUACAAAGAAAGCACAGACAGUUUACUUGGUCUAAGACUAUUUUGAUGUUUACUCAAAAUUACCUCUUCAGAUCUUAAGAACAUGAAAAGGAAUGAAGAAAGUCUUUCAUAAUCAACUCUGAAUUUCAAAGUUUGUUUUGUGAGCCUUUAUAUGUAUGUGUAUCAUAACAUCCCCAUACAUAGAUGACAAUAUAUAAAUUAUGCAUAUCAAGUACAAAAAUACACACUCUCACUCGUUACACCUGGUUUAGGCUAAUGUUGAAGAACUCCCAUAAGUUUGCUGCUUCUCCUAUAGCUACUGCCGUCACCAUCAGAAUUCAUAAUCAAACCUAACAUUUUUGUUUGAGACACCAAAUCUGAGACAAAAUUAAUUUGCACCAGUAAACUUCAAGCUGCUUUCUUUUCUUGAAAACUAAUGUUUAAUGUAGUGUCUGUUUUGGAUACUGUUCCAAAUUGUUGAUUGCAUGUGGUUAAUGUUGCAUUAGAGCACUUUGCAAUUCACAUAAUCCAUUAGUGUUUUGUGAGCUUGCAUUUGUGAGUUAUUGAAUGAUCAUAUUGAAUUUUGUCAAGUAUCACAUUGUGCAUCUUGCAUAGAUGUCAAUGACUGCCAGUAAUAAUACACUUUGUAAUGAAACUAUCUGAAAUUCUUGUUUUAUCACAUCUGUUAUCUGUAAAACACUUGUAACUAGCCUUCUUAAUUUAUUAUUUGAAUUUUAGGAUAGUGAAUCACUAAUUUUUAGUUGAUGAGGUUAGCAUCUUAGUGAUUGAUUAUUAAGCACUUCUGUCAGUCUUUGAAAAGAGAACAUAUGUUUUGUGCUUUGAAGAACUCGAGUAUUUCUCUUAUAUUAGAAUGGGCAUGUAUUGUAAUUGUUUUAUGUCAAAUGAUCUAUGCUGUAGGAAAAACAUUAACCUUUGUUCAAAAAAGAAACAGAUAAACAUGGUCUUUCCAAGUGAUAAGAAUGACCUGUCACUAUAAAAUACUAUAUGUUUACAUUUUAUUUAAUCUCAUGUACAGGCUGAUAACUUCCCCCAAAACAACAGUGAUUGCGAUUGUUUUCUAGACAUAUCUUUAAAUUGCCAUAUUUGGCAACACAAAUGAGUUUGAGUGUAAUAGCCCAGAGAUUUCUAUAUAGUUGAAUGUCUAAAAUGGUAAAUGUGCUACUGUGGCAGUUACAGUGGCUUAUGUUUUUCAUAGUAACUCAAAUGAAUUCCUAUUUUUGAUAGUAAAUGUCAUUUAAUAGUCUAUUUGCCAUUUUGAGUCUCACUGCAAAACUAAUGCAGAGAAAACAAUUUUUAAUGUAAUCUUGAUUUUACCUCAUAUACUGUACAUUCCAAAAACUCUAAACUUUUUAAAAAUUAUACACUACCAAACAUAUCUUAAAAUUGUAUAAAGUUGAACUUCAUAUGGAUAAUAAAUACAGUCUCAUAAAAAUACAUAUCUAGCAAAAUUAUCUUUAAAGUCCAUGGUAAAUAAAAGUUGUAUCAUUCUUUUUUUGAGAUGUUUACUGUAUUCAUAUACAUUUAUUUCCUGCCUUUUAGAAAAUGAAAUGUUACGCUCUCCCCUCUUGUAUUAUGAACUUAUGUCAAUUUUCCCAACAGUAUUCAAAUCUUUAACAUGAGAUUAUCCAUAUUUGAGAAGAUAAAGUCAGUAUAUUAAAGAAUGAAAUUAGAAGUUU